AUGACCGUCUACCACGACAGCUGUGCCCUUGUACGGCCGCAGUACCCGCGAAAGGAGGCGCAGGAAGCUGAGAACCACCGCGCCGUGGCAGCACUCUAUGAGCUUGUCGAGAACGCCAUCGCCACAGCAGAGAAUUACGUGGCGUACACAGAGGGCCGCCUGGUGCCCCUCUCAGCGCGUGGCAUCGACCUCCUCGCCGCCGCCAGCGAGCUUAAGGAGCGCUACAAGCACGAGGCCCCAUGUGGAUGGACGGAAGAGAAGUUAAUGCAGCACUGCGAGCAGCAGGUGACGCGGGACCAGAUGGCGGAAAUAGUGGGGCGCCCCUCACUCGACGUCACGGGAGUGCAGAGCAUCCUGCAGACGCUUCGGGACGCCCCGUCGGAGCUGCCGCGCGGCCGCUUCCUGCUGAUGCGGGAGAACCUCACCGCGCUGAAGCCGCACCAGCCGUCUGACCUUACCCGCGACCUCGCCGAUGUGUGCGGUGCGCUCUACGAGAUCCAGCACGUCGACCUCAUGGCGGAGCUGCGCUCAGAGCUCUCCGAGCUCGACGUUGAGCUCGAGAAGGCGCAGCGGAAGCUCGAUGAAGCCAUCAGCGCGUACGAGCGCGCCCUCGCCGGCGGCGAUGUGGUGGAGGUGGAGCGCCACCACCGGCAGCUUAUUGCUGUGCGCUACGAGUACGUGGCGGUGUGUGCAAAGCGCAUGCAGCGCAUCCUCGGCGACGACAUGACGGCACAGGAGAGCAGCUUCGCCGCCGAGAUGGACGCGCUGCACCGCGACGCGGAGGAAGCGGUUACGAAGUUCGCCGACGACCUCCGCACGCGGCGUAACGCCCUCCGCGAGGACCUCCGCAACUGUGACAAGAAGCGUGUCGAAGAGGACACCACGCACAACAAGUGCCUCGACGCGUUCUGCGCCAAGGUGAAGGCGAUGGACGCGGACCUUGUCAAGGUCGUGGAGAGCAAGCGCAAGGUGGUGGAGGAGCUGCGGCAGAAGGCCCGCGAGCUUCGGGAGCUGACGGUGAAGCAGAAGGAGUUGGCCGAGGCCCAGGUGCGGGCGAAGCGGGAGGAGGAGGAGCGCAUCACCUCGUACAACGAGUUUGUCGACAUGGAGGAGCAGCAGAAGCGCCGCCUUCUGCGCUGCCUCGAGUACUUUGAGCGCGUGGAGGCGGUGGUGCCGAGCCUGCAGUCGUACGUGGACGACAUGGUCACGCGCAUGCCACGACAGAACCUGCGCGAGGUCAUGAACCAGCUCAACGACAUGGAGGCGGGCGACUUCAUGACCGCGUACAGCAAGUUCGUCGCGUGCUGCGGGGAGCUGACGGUGAAGAAGAUGCACCGUCUCGACACGCUUGAGCGACAGGCCCGCCUUCUCGAGCACAACCGCAACUCCGCGAUGGAGAGCCUCGACCCGAACAUGAACAACUACCGCGUCGAGCUCGAGGGCAUCAUCGAGCAGAUCAAGGGCGUCACCGGUGUCAUCAACGCCCUCAACGCGACGCAGGAUGCGGGCGAGCAGCUGUUCCACAGCAUUGAAGAGGGCGUGCAUGCCAAGUACGAGCGUGCCGCCGUUCCCUUUGUGCACCCGUUGCAGGAGUACGGCAUCAAGUCGGUGGAGGAGCGCGGCCGCUUCGUCGACCGCUCUAUGCGCUACGUCGAGGACGAGGAGCGUAAGGUGGUGGAGAAGAAGAACGUGCUGAACCGCAUGCGACAGGCCGUCGAGGAGGACGAGGCCGCCACCGAGUCAGCGCUGCGCAGCAAGCCCGCUGCGGUGCAGUACUGA
Messenger RNA from Trypanosoma grayi, 1779 nucleotides. RefSeq names its product putative paraflagellar rod component. Bases 1 to 1779 code for a protein of 592 amino acids. The record is from RefSeq and is a predicted model, not a curated record. Gene Ontology annotation, cellular component: motile cilium. The transcript has a single exon. Lineage: Eukaryota; Euglenozoa; Kinetoplastea; Trypanosomatida; Trypanosomatidae. Gene Ontology annotation, molecular function: calmodulin binding.